GAAUUGAUCUUUGUUUCCUCUCUCAAAGUAAAAAAGAGAGAGAGAAUUGAUCUUUGUUUCUGUGAUGCGUGUGCUGAUUUUAGGUUUUCCUUUUUUGUGUGAAAGAAUUGGGCAAAGGCCUCAUUUAAAUUUAUCAAACAAGCUGAGAAGUGCAACAACAGUUAGCCAAGGCUAACUGGGGUAUAAAAUAGAUGAAAACUUGACACCCUUGUUCAGCAUUCUUGUGUCCCUCGACAAACAAGUUGGCGAUGGGUCACUCUGUUCCUGACCGAGUUGAAAAUGAGGAAUUGGAUGUGCCCAGCCUUCGUUCCUCACACGGACAGAUGGAGAACCUACAAUCUGUCCACAAGGUUGGAUUCCCCCCUCAGAGGAAUUUCUUUAGAGAGUUCAAGGAUACCUUGAAGGAAACAUUGUUUGCGGAUGACCCUUUACGCCGUUACAAAGAUCAACCCAGAUCAAGGAAGCUCAUACUAGGCCUGCAAUUCCUUUUUCCAAUCCUUGAGUGGGGAAGAGACUACAACUUUAGUAAGCUCAAAGGAGAUCUUAUUGCUGGACUGACGAUUGCAAGUCUCUGCAUCCCUCAAGACAUUGCAUAUGCAAAACUUGCAAACAUGGACCCACAAUAUGGGCUCUACUGCAGUUUUGUUCCGCCACUAAUUUAUGCAGUAAUGGGCAGUUCAAGGGAUAUUGCUAUCGGACCAGUGGCAGUUGUAUCCCUCUUGCUUGGAACUCUUAUUCAGAAUGAAGUUGAUCCUGUGACAGAAAAGGCAGAAUACAUUCGGCUUGCAUUCACAGCAACCUUUUUUGCUGGCAUCACUCAAGCAGCACUGGGAUUCCUGAGAUUAGGCUUCCUCAUUGAAUUCCUGUCUCAUGCUGCCAUUGUUGGAUUCAUGGGUGGAGCAGCCAUCACAAUUGCGCUUCAACAGCUAAAAGGAUUUCUUGGUAUAAGAAACUUUACCAAGAAUUCUGACAUAAUUUCUGUGAUGAAGUCUGUGCGGAGCUCUGCUCACCAUGGGUGGAACUGGCAGACGAUACUGAUAGGUUCGACCUUCCUGGCAUUCCUCCUAUUUGCGAAAUACAUUGGAAAGAAGAAGAAGAGCCUUUUCUGGGUUCCUGCAAUUGCCCCAUUGAUCUCUGUCAUUCUAUCCACCUUGUUUGUGGACAUAACCCAUGCUGAAAACCACGGUGUUCAGAUUGUGAGACACAUAGACAAAGGCAUCAACCCAUCGUCAGUUAAUAAAAUUCAUUUUACCGGUUCAUAUGCUGCGAAAGGUUUCAGAAUUGGACUGGUAGCUGCAAUGGUAGCUUUGACGGAAGCUGUAGCAAUCGGCAGAACAUUUGCUGCCAUGAAAGAAUACCAAUUGGAUGGAAACAAAGAAAUGGUAGCACUAGGAACCAUGAAUGUCAUCGGUUCAAUGACUUCUUGCUAUGUAGCAACAGGUUCCUUUUCACGAUCAGCAGUCAAUUACAUGGCUGGCUGCCAAACAGCAGUCUCCAAUAUGAUUAUGUCAGCAGUAGUACUUCUAACCCUGGAACUAAUCACACCUCUCUUCAAAUACACCCCAAAUGCCAUCCUCGCAUCUAUCAUCAUAUCAGCUGUGAUUGGCCUAAUUGACUAUGAAGCUGCAUAUCUUAUUUGGAAGGUUGAUAAAUUAGACUUUGUUGCCUGCAUGGGAGCUUUCUUUGGUGUAGUCUUUGUAUCAGUUGAGAUUGGCCUUCUAGUUGCUGUCUCGAUAUCGCUUGCUAAGAUCCUUCUGCAAGUAACAAGGCCAAGGACAGCUUUACUUGGUAAUCUUCCGAGCACUAUGAUAUACAGGAACAUCGAACAAUACCCUGAGGCUACCAAAGUUCCAGGAGUAUUGAUUGUGAGAGUUGAUUCUGCCAUCUACUUCACCAACUCCAACUAUGUCAAAGAGAGGAUCCUAAGAUGGCUGGGAGACGAAGAAGAGCAACUUAAAGCAAAACAACUACCGAGGAUCGAAUUCUUGAUUGUUGAAAUGUCACCGGUGACUGACAUCGACACCAGCGGCAUCCAUGCCUUCGAAGAGUUGCACAAGAGUCUUCAAAAGCGCAGCAUUCAGCUUGUUCUUGCCAAUCCUGGGCCUGUGGUGAUCGACAAGCUCCGCUUGGCCGAGUUCACAGAGCUCAUAGGCCAUGACAAGAUUUUCUUGACAGUUGGAGAGGCUGUGAUGACUUGUGCUCAAAUGGCAAGGGAAGAUGCAUGAGGGGAAGAAAAACCUAGUUAGAUUUUCGAUCAAACUACUAGGCUACGUAAGUGAAGGAGCAGCUCACUUGUAAUGAGAAGAAUGAAAUAGCUCCCAUGGAAUGGUUGAGUGUGAUAAGCUCUAUAAACAGGGGAUGGUGGGGAAAGCAGAGGGAGAAAUAAAGGCGGUUGAUGUCACUGUGAGCAUUUCAAAUUAUUGAGUGGGGUAGAAAAGAAAACCUUUGUGGAUCGCGCACCCACUAAAGCUAUCAGCUGGUUUGGAUUAUGGCCAUUGUGGAUAAGAUUGAAGAUGAAAAUCCAAAUAUGACCCUUAUCCUCUCUGUCUCUCUGAUUAGAUGCACGUGAUUUUAGUA
Messenger RNA from Phoenix dactylifera (date palm), 2577 nucleotides. Its product is annotated as sulfate transporter 1.2-like. Gene Ontology annotation, biological process: transmembrane transport. The record is from RefSeq and is a predicted model, not a curated record. Gene Ontology annotation, cellular component: membrane. Lineage: Eukaryota; Viridiplantae; Streptophyta; Magnoliopsida; Arecales; Arecaceae.